AUGACAGGUGAUCCCGUUGGCUUGCCGACACGCUUGACCCUGGAGUUCAGCGCAUUUGAUGUUGAUGGAGCCACACCUGCUCGCUGCUGUCCAGCCUCUGGAACUCUGUACAACACCAACACAUUAGAAGCCUUCAAAACCAUCGACAAGAAAGCUCUCCUGGAUAAAGCAGCCAGUGAGAUUUGGAGCGUUAUUCAGUCAGGGGCUGCGCUGGAAGACUCCUCAAUACUAAACAAAUUCAUCCUCUUGACAUUUGCGGAUCUGAAGAAAUAUCAUUUCUAUUAUUGGUUCUGCUUUCCUGCCCUUUGCUUUCUGGAGGGGGUCCAGCUGGAGCAGGAGCCGGUGUCAUUAGAGUGCAGCUUCUCUGCCAAACAGAUAUCAAGCCUGCAAACGGCGUAUGAUAAUCUCUGCGCCUCCAGCGGUACGACGGCAGUCCCACAUUUUCUGCUCAAGUACACAGAUGAAAGUGUUGAAGUCGCUCCUCUAAAAGACUUGAACUCCUUCUUCCCAGACCUAAAGAAGAUUACUGUGGGUGUGUAUGACCCAUGCACACUGCCUCAACAUCCUGGCUGGCCUCUCAGAAACUUUCUCGUCCUCCUCGCAAAAAAAUGGGGUUCACAGCUGGAUGUGCUGGAGGUUCUGUGCUUCAGAGACAGGACUCUACAAGGGAGCCGCUCAAUUCGGCACAGCAUCAUCUUUCGGGUCAAGCUUCCAGACCUCACGGCUUCUGCAGUAUGUCCAAAGAGUGUGGGUUGGGAGAAGAACGCUAAAGGUGCGAUGGGACCUCGAAGUGUCAAUCUCAGUGAAUGCAUGGACCCUAAAAGGCUUGCCGAGUCUUCUGUCGAUCUCAACCUGAAGCUGAUGCGUUGGAGGCUGAAUGCAGAGGGCUACAACAUGAGCAUCCCAAUGCCAGGCCACCCAGUGAACUUCUCUGAGCUGACAAUGGCUCAAGCUCGGCAGGAUGUGGAACAGCUGGAGAAGCUUAUCUCUGAACACGAUGUGGUCUUCCUGUUGAUGGACACUCGUGAGAGCCGCUGGCUUCCGACCGUCAUCGCUGCUAGCCAGAGAAAGUUGAUAGUUAAUGCUGCUCUGGGAUUCGACACGUUUGUGGUAAUGAGACACGGCCUUAAGAAACCCAAAGAGUCACAGUCUGAAGAGUCCAGCCCCAUGUCUGCUUCCUCCAACUCCUCAUGUUCCUCCACACCAGCAACCACCAUCACACCAGGAGCAUCUCUAUUCUCCAACAUACCUGGACAUCGUCUCGGCUGCUACUUCUGUAAUGACGUGGUCGCCCCUGGGGACUCUACCAGAGACAGAACUCUAGACCAGCAGUGCACUGUGAGCCGUCCCGGUCUGGCCAUGAUCGCUGGAGCCCUGGCCGUGGAGCUGAUGGUCUCUGUACUCCAGCACCUAGAGGGAGGUUAUGCUGUGGCCAGCAGCAGUGAUGACCGGAUGAAUGAACCCCCAACCUCGCUGGGUCUCGUCCCCCAUCAGAUUCGAGGAUUCCUGUCAAGAUUUGACAACGUUCUUCCUGCAAGUUUGGCGUUUGACAAAUGCACCGCAUGCUCACCGAUAGUUCUUGACAAUUACGAGCGAGAAGGUUUCCAGUUCCUCGCGAAGGUCUUUAACUCAUCCCAUUCCUUCCUGGAGGAUCUGACGGGCUUGACUUUACUCCAUCAGGAGACUCAGGCAGCUGAGUUUUACAUCGCCGCAAGGCACACCAGCCUUUUUUUCUCUGUGGUGGGAAGAAAGCUCACUCCGGAAGGAGCGGGACCCUGAAAUGGCCCUUCCCUUGAUAUGUGGGGCAGGAAAUGUGUCACAGAAGGAGACAGAGCCAGGAUGGAGCGGAGUCAAGCGGGGGCCUCCAUCCAUUCGAACAACAACAAACCACAGCUGCAGCGCCACCACACCCUGGAGAGACACUGCGCUGUUUCACUAGCUGCUAUUUAUGUGAAUCUGCUUGAGGCCGAGAGAAGGAAGAGUGAGAGAAAGACUCACUAGUUUCACCAAAUGUACUUCCUGCCUGCUAGUUUCUCUGCUAGUCUGUUCCAGUACAGUAUAAAGUAUCUUUACAGCGGA
This is a messenger RNA of Sinocyclocheilus rhinocerous, 2079 nucleotides long. RefSeq names its product ubiquitin-like modifier-activating enzyme ATG7. The record is from RefSeq and is a predicted model, not a curated record. Gene Ontology annotation, molecular function: Atg12 activating enzyme activity; Atg8 activating enzyme activity. Gene Ontology annotation, cellular component: cytoplasm; phagophore assembly site. NCBI's taxonomy places the organism in Eukaryota, Metazoa, Chordata, Actinopteri, Cypriniformes, Cyprinidae. The transcript has 18 exons. The coding region runs from base 1 to 1779 and encodes 592 amino acids. Gene Ontology annotation, biological process: autophagy of mitochondrion; piecemeal microautophagy of the nucleus; protein modification by small protein conjugation.